AUGGCCAGUGCUACUUCCGCUAAUGCUAUCCUUGAGAAAACCCAUCGCUCGACAAACAAUGCUCGUCGAAGCCCGCAUAUUAAUAAUCUCAACUUUGAGUUGCCCAGAGAUUAUCAAAUGACAAGCCUUAUUGGACAAGGUGCUUAUGGUGUCGUCUGUUCCGCUGUCCAUAAGCCGACCGGCAUCAAGGUUGCAGUGAAAAAGAUUCACCCUUUUAACCAUCCUGUCUUUACUUUACGUACACUACGCGAAAUUCGCUUGUUGCGCCAUUUCCAUCACGAAAACAUUAUUGCUAUCUUGGAUAUACUCCCACCUCCAAGCUAUCAAGAGCUGGAAGACGUGUACAUUGUGCAAGAGCUUAUGGAAACUGACUUGUACCGUGUUAUUCGCUCCCAACCCCUAAGUGAUGAUCAUUGCCAAUAUUUCACAUACCAAAUCCUUCGUGCUUUGAAGGCCAUGCACAGCGCCGGCGUCGUGCAUCGUGAUUUGAAGCCAUCAAAUCUUCUUUUAAAUGCUAAUUGUGAUCUAAAGGUUGCAGAUUUUGGCCUCGCCCGUUCCACCACCACAGUGCAAGAUGGAAGUCCUGGCUUCAUGACAGAGUAUGUGGCUACUCGUUGGUACCGUGCUCCGGAGAUCAUGCUUAGUUUCUGCGACUACAGCAAGGCCAUUGAUAUUUGGAGCACCGGCUGCAUUUUAGCCGAAAUGCUAGGCGCUCGUCCUCUUUUCCCCGGAAAAGACUACCAUAGUCAAAUUACCUUAAUCUUGAACGUUCUGGGAACACCGACGAUGGAUGAUUUUAACAGAAUUCGCUCUGCACGUGCUCGUAAAUACAUUCGAAGUCUGCCCUUCACCUCGAAAGUGCCGUUCAAAAACAUGUUCCCCCAUGCUUCUCCAGAAGCUAUUGACUUAGUCGAGCGUAUGCUCACUUUUAAUCCCGAUAAGCGCAUUACCGCUGAAGAGGCCCUAGAGCAUCCUUAUGUCGCUGCUUAUCAUGAUCCAGAUGAUGAACCCACCGCACCUCCUAUGCCGCCAAACCUUGUGGAUCUCUAUUGUAAAAAGGAGGAAUUGGAAAUCCCCGUUUUGAAGGCUCUAAUUUACCGUGAAGUCAAUUUCCGUUAA
Molecule: messenger RNA, 1119 nt
Organism: Schizosaccharomyces osmophilus
Lineage: Eukaryota; Fungi; Ascomycota; Schizosaccharomycetes; Schizosaccharomycetales; Schizosaccharomycetaceae
Gene: spk1
Product: MAP kinase Spk1
Exons: 1
Coding region: 1-1119 (372 amino acids)
Biological process (GO): intracellular signal transduction; protein phosphorylation
Cellular component (GO): cytoplasm; nucleus
Molecular function (GO): MAP kinase activity; ATP binding
Source: RefSeq, a predicted model, not a curated record